AUGAAGAAACGCGGGAGCAUGAGCAGCAUGAGCAGCAGCAGUAGAAGCAGCCGCAACAAGAAAACGGAUCGCCGCAACAGCCGCGGCGUUUCCUUCCGUCCGAUUGUGGAAGUGGUCGACCAUGACAAUGAUGUCCAAUGGAGCGGUAUUGAUCCCGAGUUGGGCGACCAUGACGAGUCGGUGCAACAGCAACUGGCUGACUUGAGUAGUAGUAGUUGGCACGGCAACACUGCUGCUACUAGUGCUGCACGAAGACAACAGCAAUUGGCCGAUUUGAAUUCGAGUUGGCACAGUACCAACAGUGCUAGUGCUUCUGCUAGCGGGAGUGGUACUGCGUCUUCAAGUAGUUCCGCACGAAGAAGGUCCGUCAGUUUGAGUCCAUUUGUCACUGUCAUGGGAGACACUACGGAUGAUACACCAACACCAGCUACGACGACGGAAGGACGGACUGCGAGGAGCAGUAGUAGCAGCAGCGCUUUGUCGAGUAGCGACGACGACGAUGACGAUGAUCCGUCGUACGCCAUUGUGGAAGCUCGUGUGGCCGCUGCGGAAGCCGCCGUGGAAUCACAAGCCAUGAACGACGCGUCGCAAAUGUCACAACAAGACCGAUUGGCUCAGAUGAACGCGAGUUGGCACAGCGUGGGAAGUGAACGCACCACACCUCGCAUCGUUGCCAUGAGUCCUUACAUUACCGUCAUUGACGACGAUCAACCAGAAGACGAGCAUGAGCAUGAAGAUCUCAUGGUCGACACGGGAGACUACGACGUCAAUGACGAAAUGGAUUCGAGUGAACGUGGACAAUCGCCACUACGAGACGAGCUCGUCGAGUACGAACAGCAGCAACUGGAAGCGUAUCAACGGCAACUCGACGAACAGCAGCAACGACGACAAGACGCGCCCUUUCAUCGCACAAGUACCAAUUCCACCAUUUCCACACGAAACAGUACUGGAUCCUUGGGGUCUCUCGGCAGAGCCAUGGCCGUGACCACGGAAGCGGCCAUGAUUGUUCCGCCUUCGCAAGACUUUCUCGAUGGAGGACUCUUUGACGAUGAAGACGAAGAAGACGAGUCGUCAGAUUCCAUGGACGAAAGCUUUCACACGGCGGGAAACUACUAUGCCAAUGGACAUCAGAGCUUUCGAUUCCUUGACGACAAUUCCAAUCAAUCCCUGGGGCUCAACAAUGACAGCUCUACGCACUCCUUUGGCAUGGACAAUACGGCGCAUUCUGCCAUUCAGAUCACGCCACACGAACAGAGCCAAGACCUGCAAGACAAUAGUGACAACACUAUUGAUCACUCUCGAAGACGCUACUCGCCACCCUCCUCGCCCGUCUUGGCGACGCUCUCCACGCAGUCCAUUCCAAGCGGCAGUACUCGAUCGUUGUCCCCCGAAGCAUCCUUUCGCAAACGAUCGCGGUUUCUACCCGCCGAUGCCAAGGACUUUCUCGAUAACAACAGCAAUGUGUCGCUCCUUACCGAUGACGGCAAGAAUGUCAUCAAGGAAGAAGACGAAGGUGACCACAGUGACCACACGGAAGGAGGCGACGAUGAGAAACGCACGAAAUUCAUGGAUGCCAGUGAUGCUUCCAUGUCGCUUACCGAUCUUAUUGCUGAAAUGGAAGAAGAACGUACCCAGAAACAAAAGGACAAGCAAGAACUCAAGAAAAUGGAAGACAAGGACAGCGAUGAUGACGAUGACAAUGAUCAUAACAAGAAUGACGAUGUCUCGGACAGUGACGAUUACUCGGCAUCAACUGUGGACAUGGCCGAAAAACGAGAAAAACACGUGAGAGCCAGUUUCAUCUUCGCCAUCAUGUCGUGUAUCGGGAUGGUGUUCUUGUCCAAGAUGUUUGGCAAAUUGUAUAACAUGAUUAGCAAGGCCGGGGGAGACAAUGAUGCCGCUGACGUUGCUGCGGAAGUCGUCAAUGAAGCACAAACCGAAGCCGCCGAUAACGCGUCGCGCAUGCUCAUGAUGCAACAGUCCAGUCAAAACUCUUCCAGUAGUUUGUUGGCGGGACCCAUGCCCAUCAAUGCCGGUGGUGCCGAUCAAGCGGUGGCACAUCAAAUGGCUGCCGCUGCAGCGCAGAAUGCUGCAGGGUCUGCCGCCACGGGUUCCUCGGCCGCCACUUCGGCGGCUGCCGCUCAAGCCGGUAUUGUUAGUUCCUUCACGUCUUCGUUGGCGGGGGCAUCCACCGGAGCUCAAGUGGGUUUCGCAUUGGCUGUCGCCGCAGCGGCCGCGGGAAUGACUGCCGUGGUGGUCAACCAACCGUCGGAACCUACCAUGAUUGUCCAAUCCCAAGCUUGCUUCCCGCCGGAGAUUGUCCAGUACAAGGAAGGAUACCUCGAUUUGGUAUUCGAAAACUUGCCGCUGGAUAUGCUGCAGAUGCACAAGACGACUCUCGAAGAGAUCAUGGUGGAAGUCUACAACGAAUUGGCCGGAUGCAGCUCGCUCUACGGAAGACGACUCGAAUCGGCCAUUCUCAGUGACUUUUCCAGUUUCCUCAAUCCCUUGGAUCCUUUUGGGUCGUACGCAUCCACCCAGUGGACGGCCAUUGUUUCGUGCGAUAACUGUCCCGAUAGCGAACCCAUGUUCUCGGCGCGCACGUCGGAUACCGUGUGGUUCAUUGAAACGCCCGAUAAUCAUACAUUGGCAAAUAUCACGGAAGAGGAGGAGACCAUCCAGGAGGAUCCAGAAGAAGAGACUGCUGUCAGUAAGUUGGAUGACCAAGCACCACAAGACAGCAGCAGCACUGUGGAUGUAGAGAAGACUGAAGAAGAAGGAAAGGGACUCGUCGACAGGGCCCUAGUAGGCGUGGACGAGAAGACUGAAGAGGAAGGAAAAGGGCUGGUCGACAGGGCCCUGUCGUCCUGGAACAGAUUAUUGGAUUCCAUUCGUCAAGAAGAUUUCUUUAUUCGGUUCCUUCUGCUCUUUACGGAACGGAUGAAUUUGGUCUUUUAUCAGUUUGCCGUCAAGGCUGCAGAGGCCGCCGCUGAAGCGGCUGGUGGCGCCUAUGUUAAUGGAACUCUUGGUUAUUAUGUGAAUGGAACCUUUGUGGGAGGUACUUUUGUCAAUGGAACAUUUGGUUUCUACGACGAUGACGGUAACUUUGUGGAGGACGAUCUCUUUGAAGAAGUCUUUGGUGGCAACGCGACGGAACUAUUCGAGUUUCUCGAAAGUGCUGACGAAAUCUCGUUGUUCUCCGGGGCUGUGUUGGAUGAAAACAGCACGGUUGUGUCUGAGUACGUCGUCCAAAGGAAUUACACGUUGAGUCCGUCGGCUGAGCCCACCAUAACACCAACCACUGCACCGAGCACGGUACCAAGCGUGGAUCCAUCCACCGCACCCAGCGUUGAGCCUUCCACUGCACCGAGCAUGGUACCAAGCUUGCAGCCGUCCGGGGAACCAUCGUUGAUGCCCUCAGAUUGUAUAUGCGUCGAGAUACCAAGCGCCUCUCCAAGCAUAGCGCCGUCUGGGCUGCCAAGUGAUUCGCCGUCAGAGUCUCCGUCAAGAUCCCCUUCGGAUAUGCCUUCGGAUCCCCCCUCUGUGUCUCAAGCCCCCUCAGCAGCACCCACAAUCCAGUGCUACUGUUCACAUUUCCCAACAGAUGGUCCAUCCGACAGUCCUUCGACGUCACCCUCAAUUGCACCUACUCCCAAUCCGACUUCGGAGCCCACCGCUGCUCCGGUCAUCGUUCGAUCCGAAACCAUCUUUGUUCCACUCACGGAGAUUACCCCCGGGUCGCCUUCUGCAAGUCCAACCACCUCCGCUCCAACAACAUCACCUUCAAAGGGCCCGACGACAUCCCCGUCACGAGGACCCACAACUCUGCCAUCGGUCGUCCCGUCCAGUAUCCCAUCUAGGGACCCAAGUGUCUCUCCGUCAUACGUCCCCUCGAAGUCGCCUACAGAGUCGCCAUCAACCUCCCCUAGUAUCAUCCCAUCACUAUCACCAUCGUUAUACCCAACCAAAGCGCCCACGAAGGAACCAACGACAUCUCCGUCAGCAAUUCCAACUGUCACGCCGGGAAAGCCUUCAGCUAGUCCAACUACGGCCACCCCGAGCUCAAUUCCCUCAGCCUCGCCUUCCAUGGAUCCCACAGGGAGCCCCACAACCCUUGCGUCCUUUUGUGAAUUUGUGACUUUCACGGAUGCUGUGUACGUGGGAUACCGAGGAGACACUUCAGGACUCUCCGACCAGGAGCUUGUCACCUCAUUUGAGGAAGCAUACGGCUCAGUUGCCGAUGAAAGAUGCUCUCCAUUGUUGCUGGAAGUGCAGGUGGUUAAGAGGUACGCCUUUGGACGUAGGCUACAAGCCGGAAUCACUCAAGUUGAAUAUCUUGCUAGAACAAACAGGACCCUGGAAGAUUCCUUCCUCGCCGGAGCCGAUCGACAGCCCUUUGUGAACAGUAUCUCGUCUUCUACCGGGAUUACUGCUGUGUAUGUUCGUUUUGUUCUGACGACACUCACACCAACGGUUUCACCAACCACAAGCCCUUCUGCAAUCCCCUCAGGAUCUCCCAGCAGAUCUCCAUCAUCGUCUCCCACCCCACAACCAUCACCAGAACCCACAACAAGCCCGUCGGUGAAUCCCUCUGUGUCGCCGUCAUUAAAGCCAACAGUUAGUCCAUCGGCAUCACCGAGUCGUGUGCCGACGAUAUCCCCGACACCCAAUCCCACCGUUACUCCGGGGACACCAUCGGCAACACCCACAACAGCCAACCCGUCGAGUUCCCCAUCAAAUACACCAACUGAGCCUCCCACAGAUCCCCCAACUGAACCUCCUACUGAUCCGCCUACCCCACUCCCAACGGACAUUCCAACAGAACCACCAACUGAUACUCCAACUCCAGUCCCAACGGAACCCCCUACAGAGCCACCGACCGAAGUACCAACCGAACCCCCCACAGAACCCCCUACUGAUCCACCAACGGAAACCCCGACAGACCCGCCAACUCCAGUUCCAACCGAAAGCCCAACAGAGCCCCCGACCGAAGUACCAACAGAACCGCCCACAGAACACCCUACUGAUCCACCAACCGAAAGCCCAACAGAGCCUCCAACGGAAGCACCAACAGAGCCUCCUACAGAACCCCCCACUGAUCCACCAACCCCACUCCCAACUGAGACGCCCACAGAACCGCCUACAAACCCUCCAACACCUCUUCCAACUAACCCCCCAACAGACCUGCCAACUGUUGCACCAUUUGCAGUGACUCAUUUCACUGUGUUUGAAAACCAAGGCAAUCCCAGUGACUAUCCCGACAGAAUCCUGUCUGGCUACGAAACCAUAACAGGAGACAAAGACCUUUUCCGGGAUGUGAAUUUCCCUAGCCGAAUUGCCCUCGUUGCAGCGGUUGAUGACUCUGUUGUGGACAAGGUUGUGUUCACUGUGAAUGGUGGCCCAGAGUUUCAACGCAAUGCACCUUUUCUGUUGAACCCUUCGAACUGGGGUAACACAAACCAAUGGACAAAUCUGGAAGAGUUUGUGAUCACGGCCACACCUUUCAAGGGCAAUCUUCCCGGCACCCCUUUGGCAGUUACGUUUACUGUGGUAAUUGCAGCGACUCCUCGGCCAUCAGAGCCACCAACUGAACCACCCACAGAUUUCCCGACGGAGCCUCCAACAGAACCACCAACUCAAAACCCAACAGAGCCACCCACAGAGCCUCCAACAGAUCCACCAACCCCGUUGCCGACUGAAGCACCUACUGAACCUCCAACAGAACCUCCUACACCUUUUCCAACAGAGCCACCAACUGAUCCACCCACGCCUAUCCCAACUGAGACACCUACGGAACCUCCUACAGACCCGCCCACUCCUGUUCCAACUGAGACGCCUACGGACCCUCCAACAGAACGCCCCACUGAUCCACCAACAGACCCUCCUACAGAACCCCCUACUGAUCCACCAACGGACCCUCCUACAGAACCCCCUACUGAUCCACCAACGGACUCUCCUACAGAACCCCCUACUGAUCCACCAACGGACCCUCCUACAGAACCCCCCACAGAUCCACCAACGGAACCUCCAUCAAAUCCUCCUACGCCUUUCCCAACUGAACCUCCCACGGAUCCGCCAACUCCUCCGCCAACUGAGACACCCACAGAACCACCUACAAACCCUCCAACACCUCUUCCGACCAACCCACCAACAGAUCUGCCAACUGUUGCACCAUUUGCAGUGACUCAUUUCACUGUGUUUGAAAACCAAGGCAAUCCCAGAGAUUAUCCAGACAGAAUCCUGUCUGGAUACGAAACCAUAACUGGAGACAAAGACCUGUUCCGGGAUGUGAGUUUCCCUCGCCGAAUUUCCCUCUUUGCAGCUGUUGAUGAUUCUGUUGUGGACAAGGUGGUGUUCACAAUUAAUGGUGGCCCAGAGUUUCAACACGAUGCACCUUUUCUGCUGUUCCCCCCAAACUGGGGUAACACAAAUCAAUGGUUAAAUGGUGAUCAGUUUGUGAUCACUGCCACACCUUUCAAGGGUGAUCUUCCCGGCACCCCAUUGGCAGUUACGUUUACUGUGGUGAUUGCAGCGACUCCUCGGCCAUCAGAGCCACCAACUGAACCACCCACGGAUUUCCCGACGGAGCCUCCAACAGAACCACCAACUCAAAAUCCAACGGAGCCACCCACAGAACCUCCAACAGACCCCCCUACACCAGUACCAACUGAGCCACCCACAGAACCUCCUACGGAGCCUCCAACCGAACCCCCUACUGAUCCGCCAACCGAGCCUCCAACAGAGCCUCCUACUGAUCCGCCAACAGAGCCUCCAACAGAGCCACCAACAGAACCUCCUACUGAUGCUCCCAGCAGAAUCCCAAGUGGGAGUCCAAGCAGAUCUCCAUCCACCCUUCCCAGUUUCAGCCCCAGUGCCUCUCCUAGUGGCAGUCCAAGCAGCAUACCUUCCAACGUUCCAAGUAUCAGCCCCAGUACAAGUCCCAGUAAUUCUCCAUCGUUUGCACAAUUUGCAGCAACCAGAUUUGUGCUUAUUGAUUCCUUACCAGGACGCACAGGUUCCUACCUCCAAUACAUCAUUGACGCAUACGCAGAUAUCAGAGCUAAUACAGCUCUUAUUGUGGACUCGAGCUUCCCAGGUUUUGUGAAUCUUUAUGUUGAACUUAAUGACCCUGCUGUUGACAGAGUUGUAUACACUGUGGAUGGUGGAGCUGAUAAGGUCAGAACAGAAUUUCCGUUCUUCCUUGGGCCAACUGCAUGGGCAAGACCUACGGAUUGGGCAAAUGUUGGGACAAUUACUGUGAAAGCAACACCAUACAAAGGAGGCAGGGCAGGCACUCCUCUUGAGGUCACCUUUACUAUUGACUACCGAAUCACUGGUUCUCCAACUUUGCCACCAACACUCCCACCCACUCUUCCACCCACAGAUGCACCGAGCAGCAUUCCAAGUGUCAUCCCAAGUCGUUCUCCCAGUGCAAGCCCCAGCGCUGCUCCAUCCAAGAGUCCAAGCACCAUUCCAAGUGCUGCUCCAUCCAACCGCCCCAGUGGCAACCCCAGUUCCAGUCCAAGCGGGACUCCUUCGCUGAGCUCAUUCACAGUUGAACGACUAGUCUUGUUCAACAACUUCCAGUGUGACACCAGUUGUAUUGUCUCUGGAUAUGACUACAUCACUGGGGACAUCACAGUGACGAACGAUAUCAACUUCCCUCGCAAGGUCAAUGUGUAUGCGGUGGUGGAUGAUGCUGUUACGGAUGUGGUAUACAGCAUUGAUGGAGGAAAUGGCUGGAACGGCCAAGGUGCUCUCUUUGAAGGUCCCAAUAAUUGGGGUACCAAUACCGCUGGUUGGGCUGAUGGGCACACUGUUCAGAUCACUGCCACUCCUUACAAGGGUGAUGUCGCAGGGAUUCCACUAUCAUUGACCCUGACCAUCUAUGUUCCUCCAACACCCCAGCCAACCGACCCCCCAACAGAGGCUCCCACUCCAGCACCUUUCACAAUUUCUAGCUUGGUGUUGUUCAGGAAUGAAAACCCUUGCAAGCAAAAUCCACUUGGCAGUGGCUGUAUUGUGUCUGGUUAUGGAGGAAUCACAGGAUCCACAACCCUUUUCAUUGACCACCUCUUCCCAAGCAAGAUCAAUGUGUAUGCCGAAGUUGACAGUGAUGUGACAGAGGUUGUGUACAGUAUCAACGGGGGCAAUGACAGAUCCAGUACCAGCACUCCUUUUGCUGGUCCUGAGAACUGGGGCACCAACACAGGGAAUUGGGAUGACAGCACAACAAUUGAGAUUGUUGCAACUCCCUACAAGGGUGGAUUUGCAGGGACGCCCUUGACGUUGACCUUCUCUGUGUCCUUUGUCCAGACUCCACCACCCACCGACCCUCCAACACUUCCGCCUACUAACUUCCCUACGGAUCCUCCGACAAACGGACCAACAGAACCACCAACGGAUCAUCCCACGGAGCCACCUACUCUACCCCCCACUGAUCCUCCCACAAUGGCAUCCUUCACUGUUGAUCGACUGGUCUUGUUCAACAACUUCCAGUGCGACACGAGUUGUCCUGUCUCCGGAUAUGACUACAUCACUGGGGACACCACAGUGACGAAGGAUAUCAAUUUCCCUCGCAAGGUCAAUGUGUAUGCCGUCGUUGAUGAUGCUGUUACGGAUGUGGUAUACAGCAUUGAUGGAGGAAAUGGCUGGAAUGGCCAAGGAGCUCUCUUUGAAGGUCCCAAUAAUUGGGGUACCAAUACCGCUGGUUGGGCUGAUGGGCACACUUUUCAGAUCACUGCCACUCCUUACAAGGGUGCUGUUGCAGGGAUUCCACUAUCAUUGACCCUGACCAUCUAUGUUCCUCCAACACCCCAGCCAACCGACCCCCCAACAGAGGCACCCACUCCAGCACCUUUCACAAUUUCUAGCUUGGUGUUGUUCAGGAAUGAAAACCCUUGCAAGCAAAAUCCACUUGGCAGUGGCUGUAUUGUGUCUGGUUAUGGAGGAUCGGCUACCCUUUUCAUUGACCACAACUUCCCAAGCAAGGUUAAUGUGUAUGCCGAAGUGGACAGUGAUGUGACAGAGGUUGUGUACAGUAUCAACGGGGGCAAUGACAGAUCCAGUACCAGUGCUCCUUUUACAGGUCCAGAGAACUGGGGCACCAACACAGGGAAUUGGGAUGACAGCACAACAAUUGAGAUUGUUGCAACUCCCUACAAGGGUGGAUUUGCAGGGACGCCCUUGACGUUGACCUUCUCUGUGUCCAUUGUCCAGACUCCACCACCCACCGACCCUCCAACACUGCCACCUACUAACUUCCCCACGGAGCCUCCGACAAACGGACCAACAGAACCACCAACGGAUCAUCCCACGGAGCCACCUACUCUACCCCCCACUGAUCCUCCCACAAUGGCCUCCUUUACAGUUGAGCGACUGGUCUUGUUCAACAACUUCCAAUGCGACACGAGUUGUCCUGUCUCUGGCUAUGAAUACAUCACUGGUGAUACCACAGUGACGAAGGAUAUCAAUUUCCCUCGCAAGGUCAAUGUGUAUGCCGUCGUUGAUGAUGCUGUUACGGAUGUGGUGUACAACAUUGAUGGAGGAAACGACAGGAACGGUCAAGGUGCUCUCUUUGAAGGUCCUAAUAACUGGGGUACCAAUACCGCAGGUUGGGCUGAUGGGCACACUGUUCAGAUCACUGCCACUCCUUACAAGGGUGCCAUUGCAGGGAUUCCACUAUCAUUGACCCUGACGAUUUAUGUUCCUCCAACUCCGCAGCCAACUGAUCCUCCAACCGAUCCCCCAACGGAGGCUCCUGCUCCAUCUCCGUUCAGAAUUUCUCACUUGGUGUUGUUCAAGAAUGAAAAUCCUUGCAAGCAAAAUCCGCUGGGCAGUGGCUGUUACAUUUCUGGUUUUGGAGGAUCGGCUACCCUUUUCAUUGACCACAACUUCCCAAGCAAGGUUAAUGUGUAUGCCGAAGUCGACAGUGAUGUGACAGAGGUUGUCUACAGUAUCAAUGGAGGCAACGACAGAUCCAGUACCAGUGCUCCUUUUGUAGGUCCCGAGAACUGGGGCACCAACACAGGGAAUUGGGAUGACAGCACAACAAUUGAGAUUGUUGCAACUCCCUACAAGGGUGGAUUUGCAGGGACGCCCUUGACGUUAACCUUUUCCGUGUCUGUUGCCCAGACUCCACAGCCUACGGAACCACCGACACUACCACCGACUAACUUCCCGACGGAGCCUCCGACAGAAGCGCCAACCGGGGCAUCAACGAACGCACCAACCGAAAGUCCUACUGGAACACCAACAGAGACGCCUACGGAAGCACCCACCGGGGCACCGACUCCCACCAACACUGAUUUUGAGGUGACCCACCUUGUCCUGUUCAAAGACCAAGGCAACCCGACAGACGAUGUCUAUGACACUGUGAGUGGCUACACGAACAUUGAUGGAGAUGAGACCAUCACAGUGGAUGAUAACUUCCCCAACAAAGUGAAUGUGUAUGCUGUUGUGGAUGACAGCAACGUUGAUCGAGUAACUUUCAUCGUGGAUGGUGGAAGUGAAGAAGAUGGCCGUGACAAUUUUUCACAGAUGGGUGGCAACUGGGGCAACACCAACCAAUGGCAGGAUGACCAAGAUAUUACCAUUAUUGCUACUCCUUACAUUGGAUCGGUGCAAGGUACACCAUUGACAGUGACGUUAACUGUGGAUUGUGAUGGUGAUUGCAGCAAUAAUGGUAAUGCCAAUGGAAAUGGCAACGGAAAUUCCAAUGGCAAUAAUCGCCGUUGA
Seminavis robusta is the source of this 10737-nucleotide messenger RNA. The record is from the annotation of a GenBank genome assembly. Lineage: Eukaryota; Bacillariophyta; Bacillariophyceae; Naviculales; Naviculaceae.